ACCGUCCCCUCCAAGGGACGUAACUCAUCGAGUCAGUAGGACGUUCGCCAUUCCAAAUACAACAACAAUAUUUCAGUAAGCACCCAGUUGUAACGAUGUCGCAUGCAGCAGCCAGAGUCCUGUCACUUGUGUCCAGAUCGGUGGCACGAUCUUGCAUCAGGACACUGAAGUCGUCCCCAUCUUCACAGGCCUGGAAAGUGGGCAAGGUGAACCACAUCGCCAUAGCUGUCCCAGAUCUGGAGAAAGCCACCAGCCUGUACCGAGAUGUGCUGGGAGCAAGAGUCAGUGACAAGCAGCCACAGCCCGAUCAUGGAGUCUACACCGUAUUUGUGGAACUUGGGGAUACAAAGAUAGAGUUGCUGAACCCACUGGGAGACAAGAGCCCGAUACAGAACUUCCUGGACAAGAACAAGAGUGGAGGGAUGCACCAUAUCUGUAUUGAGGUUGACAAUAUUAAGGAAGCAAUGAAAGACUUGAAGUCAAGAAAUAUUCGCUGUUUGACAGAAGAUGCUAAGAUUGGAGCUCACGGAAAGCCUGUGGUCUUCCUACACCCAAAAGACUGUAAUGGAGUUCUUGUGGAACUGGAAGAAGCAUAGGCUGGAUGGAGAGGGCAGUUGGUGGGAGGGACCGAGAGGAGUUGGUGGUGGGUGGGCAGAGAUCAGAGAUGAGUUGGCUUGAUGUGAUGGAGGGGUAAGGAGGAGUAGGGAACUGGGUUUGAUUGGCGGAGCUAAGAGGAGUAGGGAGUUGGUCUUGUUUGGAGCAGAUAAGAGGAAAGUUGGGUUUGGUGGGCGGGGCCAAGAUGAGAGGGGAGUCAGAUUUGUUGGUGUGGCUGAGAUUAGAAGGGAGUUGGUUUUGGAGGGUGGGGUGGGGCUAAGAUGAGUGGGGAGUUUGUCUUGAUGGGAGGGGAUAAGAGUGGUGUGGUCUUGUCGGGAGGGGAUAAGAGGAGAGAAUAGUUGCGUUGGUGGUUGGGGUAGAGCUGCGGUGUCAUCAGUAUUUAUAGGUUGUAUGCCAAUAAUGAGAUUAAAGUGUGAUAAGUGUAUGUAUGAAAAUGUCCUACAGUUGAAAAUAUAUAUAUGUACAUGUGUUCA
Molecule: messenger RNA, 1088 nt
Organism: Haliotis rufescens (red abalone)
Lineage: Eukaryota; Metazoa; Mollusca; Gastropoda; Lepetellida; Haliotidae
Product: methylmalonyl-CoA epimerase, mitochondrial-like
Exons: 6
Coding region: 96-596 (166 amino acids)
Biological process (GO): L-methylmalonyl-CoA metabolic process
Cellular component (GO): mitochondrion
Molecular function (GO): methylmalonyl-CoA epimerase activity
Source: RefSeq, a predicted model, not a curated record